This is a messenger RNA of Diorhabda sublineata, 3315 nucleotides long. RefSeq lists its product as uncharacterized. The coding region runs from base 328 to 3228 and encodes 966 amino acids. Lineage: Eukaryota; Metazoa; Arthropoda; Insecta; Coleoptera; Chrysomelidae. The transcript has 14 exons. The record is from RefSeq and is a predicted model, not a curated record. Gene Ontology annotation, biological process: lipid metabolic process. Gene Ontology annotation, molecular function: lipase activity.
AGUACCAUUCGAAACCAGUGUAUGUCGAAGCAACGUAGUGUUUCGGUAGUAUGUGAGAUUUUCGUCAUUUCUAGUUGUAAGUGAAGUAUUUGUUACUUUUAUUGUGUUGUGUUACAAGAAAAGAUCGGAUUUCAAAAGUACUAGAAACAAAGGAAGCAUCGGAUAAGAAAACAAGGAAGAUAUUAUCUACCACUUUCAUUGUUUCUUCAAUUAAUAUUGUGACAAUUGUGUAUUGACUAGUAGUGUAUGAUUCUUUUGAAGUAAUGUGAAAUUUAUAAUAAGUGAAAAUUACCAAAUGAUCAAUAAACAGUGUUUGAUGAUCAAAAAAUGGUAUCUUAUGUGAAUUUUUCGGUGUUAAUCAUCUGGACCACGGAAUUUUUUGUGGUUGGUGUGACUCAUCCAACCGUGGAAAUUCCGUGGGUACAUCCUUCUAUAGAAGUUCUAGAUGAAAUCAACGAUGCUGAAAUUCUUAAGGCUGUUCAGUCGUCUGUUAGUGAAUGGAAGAGAAAACGAGAAUUAAAGCGGAUUACUAAUAGAUUAAAAAGAGAAGAUAUUCCAAGUGCUUGCUAUAAGGACGUAGGAUGUUUCGAGGCAUCAGGACCAUUUCAAUACCUAGAUACUAUCCCAGACAAACCGGAUGAUAUAGGUACGAAGUUUUUGAUGUACCCAGGUAGAAGAAGGCGAAAAAGAGGAUCACCUCCCGCUGAAGUGCCAUUUGAAAAAUUAGACGAAGCGUUCGAAUGGGCCAAAGACGGAUUCAAUGGUAGUUUACCAACGAAAGUUUUGGUUCAUGGUUUCGGUAGUGAUUGUAACUAUAUUUGGGUGUACGAGAUCAGAAGUGCUUUGAUGGCUAUUGAAGAAGUUAAUAUAAUUUGUGUUGAUUGGAGUAACGGAGCUUCUCUACCAAAUUAUUUGAAAGCCUCAGCAAAUACAAGACUUGUCGGUAAACAAUUAGCAUUGUUAUUGAGAGGUCUUGUUGAAAAAAUUGGACUUUCAUUAAAAAAAACUCAUAUCAUCGGUUUCAGUUUAGGAGCUCACAUUGCCGGGUUUGCUGGAUCAGAUCUUGGAAAUUUGAGCAGAAUUACCGGUUUAGAUCCCGCAGGUCCCCUAUUCGAAUCUCAAGAUCCUCGAGCUCGUUUGGAUCAAAGUGAUGCGGAAUUCGUGGACGUUAUUCAUAGUAACGGCGAAAAUCUAAUCCUCGGAGGAUUGGGAACGUCUCAACCGAUGGGUCAUGUUGAUUUUUAUCCAAACGGAGGGAGAAUGCAAAAGGGAUGUAGUCAUUUAUUUGUUGGUGCUGUCAGCGAUAUCAUUUGGUCAUCACCAGUUGAAGGGCGGUCACUUUGUAAUCACAGAAGGGCGUAUCACCUUUUUAUCGACUCUGUUUCACCAAGAUGUCAUUUUCCCGCGUUUCCUUGCGAUUCCUACGAAGAUUUUCUGAAUGGAAAAUGUUUUCCUUGUACUGAGGAAAGACAAUGUGGCAACAUGGGAUAUUACGCCGAUAGAUCUAAAGGAAGAGGGCAACUUUAUCUGAUAACUAGAGAGGAAGAACCUUUUUGUGCUCAUCAAUAUCACGUGAAAAUUGAAUCGAGCUCGAGUCCUGUUCUAAUAAAAAGUUACGGAAAAUUACAAAUUACUUUAGUUGGAGAAUCAAGUUUGAACGAAACUUUUACAAUGACAAAAAAAGACGAUGAGGAAAUGCGACUUGGAGAAUCAAUUUCUAGGAUAUUAGUACCUCAUCCCAUAUUAUCACAACCUAUUCAAAUUGAACUACUUUAUACAGCAUAUAGUGGAUGGUUAUCUUCAGGACUCACGCAAUGGAGAAUUGACAAAGUUAUUCUAAUGGAUAGUUUUGGAAAAACAUCAUCAGUAUGUAAAAAAAAUCUUAUUCUCGAAUCAGGGAAACCUGUGCUGUUGCCUUUAUAUCCAGGCGAAUGUAAUUUGCCUAAGAAUAAAUUUGAUAUUCAGUCAGACGAUAGGAUUAAUUCUCAAGGAGAUGAAAAUAAAAUUUUACCAAUAAACAAAAAGCUGAAUUUUGUUCCCACGCAGGUUGUUAAGUUUGGUUUGGAAGACGGUAAUAUCACAAAGUCCGAAAAAGAACGAAUAUCUUUCAAAAAUGCAAUGGAUUUCUUCAAUAUACCUUGGUCUAAUGAUAAAGAUAAUUAUAUACUAGAUGAAGCAGAAUCUAGUAGAGCUUUUAAUACUAGAUUAGUAAAAUCUGGUUCCUCAACUGAAAAUAACACACAAAAAGAAAUCGUUGAACCAAUAUUAAAAACGCAUUCAUCGAAAAAUGCCAGAUCGCAUGAUCCAAAUAAAGAAAUUGAAAUCACUGAACCUCUUUUAGGACCUACAACAGACAAAAAUUCUGGUAAAAAAUCCAAAGAAAUUGAAAUUAUAGAAAAACAAACGACAACACAAAUACCUGUAAAUAAACUUUCUACAAAAGUUGAUAAAGAACCAGAUCAAUUAGAAGAACCAUCUGAGAACCCGUUAGAAUCAAUUGCGAAUACUGUGCAAUUUCUACCACAAAGGUUAGCGAAAAUGUUCGAACAAGCAGAGAAAUAUGCCAGAGAAACAAUAUUACCACUCGUCAGUACGUAUACCCCAAGAUUUAUCAGUGAUAUUAUAGCUCCAGAAAGAAGUAGUAGUCAAAUUUAUGUACCUUUGAAAUACGAAGAACCUACAAAUAAAGUUAUACUUAACUCAGCUCUAUUAUCAACCGGAAACAGAAAUAAGAAUAACGAAGAAUUCAAUCCUCCUCCAUCGACUGAACGUAUUUUUAGUAGUACUGCGGAAAUUACAACACCAGUUACAAAUAUCCAGAAAAUUAGAAAAAAAGGAGAAUCUGAAGAUGUGCUUGGAGAACAAACAAAACUGAUAAAAUCCCUACAGAAGCAGAAUGAGGAUGAACCGGCUGUAGAAGAAUCACGUCAUACGAAAGAAGAAAUCAGCUGGUAUGAACAAGGGAAAACUACCCGUAGUUCUGAGAAAGCUAGAGACGAUCAUAAUUUACAGGCGCCUAGAAGUUUUGCAAAUCCUCUCGAUUCGCUAAUAGGAACUGUUCAGGUUAUCCCGGAAAACAUCGGAAAGAUGCUGCACGACGCGGAAGCAUUCGCUAAGGAUAAUGUCUUGCCUAUCGUAGUGAACUGGACACCGAAAUUUAUUGCCGACAUUAUCAGUCCCAGGAAAAAGCGGACGUUUAUUCCAUUCCUUGUAGAAGAGAAUAUAUAACAAAAGGUAUUAAGAAUACCAGGGAAUUUUUUAUAAAAAGAUUAGUAGUUCAGGUAGUGUUUAUUUGUAAAUAUAAUAUUUAUAAUA